GGCGGCAGUGUCCGGAGCCCGGCUCAGGGGCAGCUGUGGCCACCGCGGAGCUAGGCUGCCUCGAGAGAGCGCCCGGGCGCAGAGGGGCUCACGGGCCGCCGGGGCCGCGCAGAGCAGAGCGUACCUCCUCCGCGUCCAGAUGUCUGAGUAGUGUGUUUACGUCCGGCCCCCUCCUCCCUGACCCCAUCAGAGAGGAGUGAUGGGGAAGUGGGCGGGCAGGCCCUGGUUUGGUCUGAUGCUGCUUCUGUCCCUCCCUCAGCUCUGCCUGGAUCAGGAGGUGUUGUCUGGACAUGCUCUUCAGACACCCCCUGAGGACGGCCAGGCCCCUGAGGGCAUCUGGGGUCCCUGGAACCAGUGGGCCUCUUGCUCCCAGCCGUGCGGGGUUGGGGUGCAACGCAGGAGCCGGACAUGUCAACUGCCAACAACUCAGCUCCACCACAGCCCACCCCUCCCAUCCCGGCCCCCAAGACACCCAGAAACCCUGCUCCCCCGAAGACAGGGCCCCAGACCCCAAACUCCCCGGCAAACCCUCCCCCUGUAUAGGCCACCGUCUCGGGGAAGAGGUGGCCCACUUCGAGGUCCUGCUUCCCAGUCAGGGAGAGAGGAGGCCCAGGAGGCUCAAGGAGCCAGGAGGCCUCGGGUUCGAGACCCCAUCAAGCCAGGAAUGUUUGGUUAUGGGAGAGUGCCCUUUGCUUUGCCACUGCAUCGGAACCGCAGACACCCCCAGACACCACCCAGACCUGUGUUCUCCCAGACCUCAGAGCUUCUUCCAUCCCUGCCUCUGGGAGCAGAGCCUUCCUCUGCAAACCACACCCCUCAAACCCAGCUGCCUCCUAUGGCUUUCUCUGCUCCCACCCUGUCCCCUCCAGCAGAGUCCCCAGGCACUGAGGCUGCUGGGACAGAGGUGCCCCCCAGAGGCAGGCCUGCCUCCCCACAGCCCCGGCCCAGAGCCCAGGCCUCUGGCACACAGCCUCCCCCAUCCUCCCCCUCCUUUGGAGAAAGUGGCUCCUUCCACGUGUCCCCUCAACCAAGAAUGCCAAGUCCCCGGGAUUGGGCCAGCUCCCGGGUAGUAGAGAGACACCCUAAUCCUUUCCUUUCUGUCCCUCGGGGCCGAGGCCAACAGAGCUGGGAGCACUGGAGGCCUGCAGGGAGUCUGCACGGGCCCCUGGCGGAGGCCGCCCCUCACUUCACAGAUGGCUGGCUGCCUCUGCUGAGGGCCGGCCCCCACCCCAGCUCCCAGUGGAGCCUUUUUGCUCCCAGUACCCCUGUCCCAAGAUGUCCUGGGGAGAGUGAGCAGCUGAGAGCCUGCAGCCAAGCGCCCUGCCCCCCUGAGCAGCCAGACCCCCGGGCCCUGCAGUGUGCCGCCUUUGACUCCCAGGAGUUCAUGGGCCAGCUGUACCAGUGGGAGCCCUUCACAGAAGUUCAGAGCUCCCAGCGCUGUGAAUUGAACUGCCGUCCCCGCGGCUUCCGCUUCUAUGUCCGCCACACUGAGAAGGUCCAGGACGGGACUCUGUGUCAGCCAGGAGCCCUGGAUAUCUGUGUGGCUGGACGCUGCCUGAGCCCGGGCUGUGAUGGGAUCCUCGGCUCCGGCAAGCGUCCAGAUGGCUGUGGAGUCUGUGGUGGUGAUGAUUCUACCUGUCACCUCGUCUCGGGGAACCUCACUGACCGGGGGGGCCCCCUGGGCUAUCAGAAGAUCCUGCGGAUUCCUGCUGGAGCCUCCCGGCUGCAGAUCGCCCAGCUCAGGCCCAGCUCCAACUACCUCGCACUGCGAGGCCCUGGGGGCCGGUCCAUCAUCAAUGGAAACUGGGCUGUGGACCCCCCCGGGUCCUACGCGGCCGGUGGGACGGUCUUUCAGUACAACCGUCCUCCUCGAGAGGAAGGCGCGGGGGAGAGUCUGGCAGCUGAAGGCCCCACGACGCAGCCUGUGGACGUCUAUAUGAUCUUUCAGGAGGAAAACCCAGGCGUUUUCUAUCAGUAUGUCAUCUCUUCACCUCCUCCAAACCUUGAGAACCCUUCCCCAGAGCCCCACAUCCCCCAGCUCCAGCCUGAGAUUUUGAAGGUAGAGCCCCCACCUGUUUCAGCGCCCCGCCCCACGCGGACCCCCGGCACCCUCCAGCGUCAGGUGCGCAUCCCCCAGAUGCCCGCCCCGCCCCACCCCGGGACACCCCUGGGGUCUCCAGCCGGAUUCUGGAAACGAGUGGGACACUCCGAGUGCUCAGCUUCCUGUGGAAAAGGAGUGUGGAGUCCCAUCUUCCUCUGCAUUUCUCGUGAGUCAGGAGAGGAACUGGAUGAACGCAGCUGUGCCGUGGGCGCCAGGCCCCCGGUCUCCUCGGAACCCUGCCAUGGCCCCCCGUGUCCCCCAUACUGGGAGGCCGGUGAGUGGACGUCCUGCAGCCGAUCCUGUGGCCCCGGCACCCAGCACCGCCAGCUACGCUGCCGGCAGGAGUUUGGCGGGGGUGGCUCCUCGGUGCCUCCCGAGCGCUGUGGGCACCUCCCGCGGCCCAGCAUCACCCAGCCCUGCCAGCAGCGCCUCUGUGGCCACUGGGAGGUUCGCUCCCCCUGGAGCCAGUGUUCUGUGCGGUGUGGGCGUGGCCAGAGGAGCCGGCAGGUGCGCUGCGUUGGAAACAAUGGUGAUGAAGUGAGCGAACGGGAGUGUGCAUCAGGUCCCCCACGGCCCCCCAGCAGAGAGGCCUGUGACAUGGGGCCCUGUACCAUGGCCUGGUUCCAUAGCGACUGGAGCUCUAAGUGCUCAGCCGAGUGUGGGACAGGAAUCCAGAGACGUUCUGUGGUCUGUCUUGGGAGUGGGGAGGAAGCAGGAGCAGAAACCAGCGAGCAGAGUUGUGCCUCAGGAAGCCGCCCCCCUGACAUGCGUGCCUGCAGCUUGGGGCCCUGUGAGGUGACAUGGUGCUGGUACACAGGGCCCUGGGCUGAGUGUUCCUCAGAUUGUGGCUCUGGCACACAGCGUAGAGAUGUCAUCUGUGUGUCCAAACUGGGGACUGAGUUCAACGUGACGUCUUCUAGCAACUGUUCCCACCUGCCCAGGCCCCCUGCCCUGCAGCCCUGUCAGGGGCAGGACUGCCAGGAUCGAUGGUUUUCUACGCCCUGGAGUCCGUGUUCUCGCUCCUGCCAGGGUGGCGUGCAGACAAGGGAGGUCCAGUGCCUGACUGCCAACCAGACCCUUAGCACCCGAUGCCCUCUCCACCUGCGGCCCUCCAGGAAAAGACCCUGUAACAGCCAGCCCUGCAGCCAGCGCCCCGAUGAUCAAUGCAAGGACAGUUCUCCACAUUGCCCCCUGGUGGUACAGGCCCGGCUCUGCGUCUAUCCCUACUACACAGCCACCUGUUGCCGCUCUUGUGCCCACGUCCUGGAGCAGUCCCCGCCAGAGCCUGCCUGAAAUGGGUCCAGGAGAAGACCCUGUCCUCAUGGUUUCUCACGCCACCAUCAGUCACCCAUCAAUCAGCUCGCUCUGUACCCUCUGGCUCUCCAGCUUGUCCUGGUCUCACCAGGGAUGUCCCCUCGAGUGGUUGAAGGUGGCAGGAUGACUGACAGUGACUCUCCAGACAUGUGUGGUUGUGUCAGUGUGAUGCUGUAUGUGCACACCUGUCCCCAGAUGUGUAUCCGGGCCUGCAAGGAUGUGUGUGCCACUUCCCACAAAGCAAGUCUGCAGCUCCUUAGUAAUCUGAGAUGCUUAGCGACUGCCGCCCUGACCCCCCAAUCCCAACUUGGUGCCCUAGACCUCAGUUCUCCUGGUCAGGCCUCACUCUUCUAACCGCCCUUUUAUCCUUAGACCCCUUCUCCCCUUACCCAGGCACUCUAUCCCUGCCUCUCCUAGUUAAUUAGCCAGGGGUAGGGGUCAGCCACUGCCAACCCUGCCUUAUCCCAAGAAGAGUGACUACCUCCCCAGAACAGGGACCAGCUGGGCAGAGGAUGGAAAGAGAAAGGUUAAGAAUAAUGCUACCCAGCCCCUGCUCCCGUCCCCCCCCCCACCUCCUGAAGUGAUUCUCACCCCAGAACUAAUUUAUUUUUUAUUAAAGAUGAUUAUGACAAAUAAGA
Artibeus jamaicensis (Jamaican fruit-eating bat) is the source of this 4053-nucleotide messenger RNA. It is a transcript of the gene ADAMTSL4, whose product is annotated as ADAMTS like 4. Gene Ontology annotation, molecular function: metalloendopeptidase activity. The coding region runs from base 200 to 3394 and encodes 1064 amino acids. Lineage: Eukaryota; Metazoa; Chordata; Mammalia; Chiroptera; Phyllostomidae. The transcript has 18 exons. The record is from RefSeq and is a predicted model, not a curated record. Gene Ontology annotation, cellular component: extracellular matrix. Gene Ontology annotation, biological process: extracellular matrix organization.